AUCCAGCCGUCCACGGUCUCAGGCGGUCAGGCCCUCGAGCUAGAACACCUAUCGCCUCUUCAAAACUCCUCUCGCCCACCCGCGGCCUCGUCUCGCACGCACCCCUCAGAUUCCUUCUCAAUUCGGUUCGCGCACGAAUCCGCCCUGAGGUUCCAAACCCUAGCUUCCUCUCAUCCUCCACGAACCCUAGAUCCAAAAUCUAACCCCCGUCAUCCUCUUAUCGCCGUGCUUGACGCUUCUCUCUGCAGUCGAUACCGCCGCGGACCGCCCGGUUUAAUUCUCCUCUACCCGAGAUCUCGAGCCCGCAGGAAGGAUGGGAGAGGCGAAGGACAACGAGGUGUACGAGGAGGACCUCGUCGACUAUGAGGAAGAGGUGGAGAAUGUCGUCGACGGCGCCGCCACCAACGGCUCCGCAGAUGUCGUCAAGAAGGGGUACGUGGGGAUCCACAGCUCGGGCUUCAGAGACUUCCUGCUCAAGCCGGAGCUUCUCCGCGCCAUUCAGGACUGCGGGUUUGAGCAUCCUUCCGAAGUGCAACAUGAGUGCAUCCCUCAAGCUAUUCUUGGAAUGGAUGUCAUCUGUCAAGCAAAAUCUGGAAUGGGUAAGACUGCAGUUUUUGUCCUCUCCACUCUUCAGCAGAUUGAUCCUGUUGCUGGACAAGUAGCGGCACUCGUGUUGUGCCACACAAGAGAGUUAGCUUACCAGAUUUGCCAUGAAUUUGAGAGGUUUAGCAAAUACCUGCCUGAAUUAAGAGUGGCUGUUUUCUAUGGUGGUGUUCACAUAAAAAACCACAAGGAUCUGUUGAAGAAUGAAUGCCCCCAUAUUGUGGUCGGCACGCCUGGAAGGAUACUGGCUCUAGCUAGAGAUAAGGACCUUCCGUUGAAGAAUGUGCGGCAUUUCAUUCUUGAUGAAUGUGACAAGAUGCUUGAAUCACUUGACAUGCGCAGAGAUGUCCAGGAGAUCUUCAAAAUGACUCCCCAUGAUAAGCAAGUGAUGAUGUUUUCAGCAACACUCAGCAAGGAGAUUCGACCUGUUUGCAAGAGAUUCAUGCAAGACCCUAUGGAAAUUUAUGUUGAUGAUGAGGCUAAACUGACCCUUCAUGGUCUAGUUCAGCACUAUAUCAAAUUGAGUGAGGCAGAGAAGAACCGAAAAUUGAAUGACCUUUUAGAUGCGCUUGACUUCAACCAAGUUGUGAUAUUUGUUAAAAGUGUUAGUAGAGCUGCAGAACUCAACAAAUUGCUCUGCGAGUGCAAUUUUCCCUCAAUCUGCAUACAUUCUGGAAUGACACAGGAAGAGAGGUUGACCCGGUACAAGAACUUCAAGGAAGGACACAAGAGGAUUCUUGUGGCUACUGAUUUGGUUGGUAGGGGAAUUGAUAUUGAGCGUGUCAACAUUGUUGUGAACUACGACAUGCCCGAUUCUGCUGAUACGUACUUGCAUAGGGUUGGUCGAGCUGGACGUUUUGGUACCAAGGGACUUGCAAUAACAUUUGUUUCUUCUGCAUCUGAUUCUGAUGUUCUCAAUCAAGUGCAGGAGAGGUUUGAGGUUGACAUAAAGGAGCUGCCUGAGCAGAUUGACACUUCGACAUACAUGCCAUCUUGAUGAUCGGGGUGAAAUACUCAACGUUUAGUUGGAACUGGAAAAGAGAGUUUUGUUUCAAAUAUACAUCACCUUGGAGGGCCGUUGGAUAACACAUUAUUUGAAAGAUGAUCUGUACUUAAUCAGCAGUUUAGGUGAUUAAGCACGUAGGCUUCGCAACAACCAUGGUUGUUGGUGUUCAUGCUACCUAGGAUUUUAUUUGCAUCUCUAUUAUGUUUUCUAUGCUGAACUGCUAGUCUUUCUGUUUGAGACUGCCCUCUGGGUCCAUGUUUUAUUUGCUUUAGCUUUCGUUAUCAAUAGGAAUAUUAAACUUUAUAUCGUCAUUGGCCGUGUCAUGGGGUCCUGAUUAGGCAAAGUGAUACGCCUGUAUUUGAUUGUAGUUGUGAAGACUGCACAGCGCCGGUCGAGCCAGACUCAUACAAGAUAAGCUUUGUUCGAGUGCUCGUAUUCAUCCAUCGGCGUAGUAGAUAUGUUGUUUGGUUGUGUAUAAGACUGUUGCAUACGAUGAAAUGUAAAAUGUAUACGACAAAAGUAGCUAUUAUAUUUACAUAUUGUAUAUAAGUAUGUUCUAGCA
Messenger RNA from Sorghum bicolor (sorghum), 2171 nucleotides. Its product is annotated as DEAD-box ATP-dependent RNA helicase 15. The record is from RefSeq and is a predicted model, not a curated record. Gene Ontology annotation, molecular function: RNA binding; ATP binding; RNA helicase activity. The coding region runs from base 314 to 1600 and encodes 428 amino acids. The transcript is spliced from 12 exons. Lineage: Eukaryota; Viridiplantae; Streptophyta; Magnoliopsida; Poales; Poaceae.